AUGGCGAUGAACGAUCCAUCACCAGGCAUUGCCAACCUGCCCAAUCAGAGGCACAAGAUCGUCGCGAAGGCUGGCGGCCACUUCACCUUGAUGGUCGUGGGCGAGAGCGGCGUGGGCAAGACGACUCUCAUCAACACCCUCUUUGCCACGGAGCUGGCGACGGGCAAGAACCACACGCUUCGUCACUCGAAGCAGCUCGACAAGACGGUCGAGAUCGACAUCAUCAAGGCCGAGCUUGAGGAGAAGCAGUUCAAGGUCAAGCUCACCGUCAUUGACACGCCUGGCUUCGGCGACUAUGUCAACAACCGCGACAGCUGGGCACCCAUCGUCGACUUCCUCGACGACCAGCACGAGAUGUACAUGCGCCAGGAGCAGCAGCCGGAGCGAAAGGAAAAGACGGACCUGAGGGUCCACGCCUGUCUCUACUUUAUCCGUCCCACCGGUCACACCCUCAAGCCGCUCGACAUUGAGAUCAUGAAGAGGCUCGGCACCCGUGUCAACCUCAUCCCUGUUGUGGCCAAGGCCGACACGCUGAGCCCCAACGACUUGGCCGUCUUCAAGCAGCGAAUUCGCGAGGUCAUUUCCCACCAGGGCAUUCGCGUCUACUCGCCUCCCAUUGAGACGGACGAUGAGGCCAGCGCCGAGCACGCCAAGACGCUCAUGAGCGCGAUGCCCUUCAGCAUCAUCGGAUCCACGCGCGACGUCCAGACGCGCGAUGGCCGAACGGUCAAGGGUCGCGACUACCUGUGGGGAGUGGCCGAGGUGGAGAACGAGGAGCACUGCGACUUCAAGAAGCUGCGCAGCCUUUUGAUCCGGACCCACAUGCUCGACCUCAUCAACACGACUGAAGAGACGCACUACGAGGCCUACCGACAAUCGCAGAUGGAGACGCGCAAGUUUGGCGAGCCCAAGGUCAAGAAGCUGGACAACCCCAAGUUCAAGGAGGAAGAGGAGAGCCUGAGGAGACGCUUCACGGAGCAGGUCAAGCUCGAGGAGCAGCGCUUCAGGCAGUGGGAGCAGCACCUCAUCGCAGAGAGGGACCGGCUCAACAAGGACCUCGAGCAGGCCCACUCGGGCAUCAAGUCUCUCGAGGCCGAGCUCGACGCCAUGCAGGGCGGAGCUGCCGGCGGGUACGGCCGAGGGGGCCCACAGGGCACGGCGCCCGUCAGGCGAUGA
Molecule: messenger RNA, 1176 nt
Organism: Acaromyces ingoldii
Lineage: Eukaryota; Fungi; Basidiomycota; Exobasidiomycetes; Exobasidiales; Cryptobasidiaceae
Product: putative CDC12-septin
Exons: 3
Coding region: 1-1176 (391 amino acids)
Biological process (GO): cytoskeleton-dependent cytokinesis
Cellular component (GO): microtubule cytoskeleton; cell division site; cytosol
Molecular function (GO): molecular adaptor activity; GTP binding; GTPase activity
Source: RefSeq, a predicted model, not a curated record